CAAGCCGGCAAAAAGUGUAUGUGCAGAGCUCCUCUAAGUGUAUCUGCAGAGCUCCUCUAAGUGUAUCUGCAGAAUAGAGGAACUCUGCACAUACACUUUUUGCCGGAAACCGCUGUAUGGAGGGAAUGUCCCAGAACUGUCAGAAAUAGACUAUUUCUGACAGUUCUGGGACAUUCACUCCAUACAGCGGUUUCAACCGCUGUAUGGAGGGAAUGUCAUAGAACUGUCAGAAAUAGACUAUUUAUGACAGUUCUGGGACAUUCCUUCCAUACAGCGGUUGAAAUCCAUUUUGUCCUUCUUCUCAUCCUUCUCCUUCUCAUCUUCUUCUCAUCCUUCUUCUCAUCCUUCUCCUUCUUCUCAUCCUUCUCCUUCUUCUCAUCCUUCUCCUUCUCCUUCUUCUCAUCCUUCUCCUUCUUCUCAUCCUUCUUC
Messenger RNA from Staurois parvus, 429 nucleotides. Lineage: Eukaryota; Metazoa; Chordata; Amphibia; Anura; Ranidae. The record is from the annotation of a GenBank genome assembly.